AUGCUCACCUCCAAAGAACAUGACCAUGGCCACGGACACGGGCACGGACGCGAAGAAGGGCACGGACACUCCCGCGAGCUAGACAUAGAAGAGGAAGAAAUGGUCUUGCACAGGAACGAUUUCAAGUCUGCAGCGCAAGCAACAACGGUGAGCCACAGUUCUAGCCAUCACGAGCACAAACACAACAUCGCCAAGCCCUCUCGCUCCGGGCGAGACCUUGGCAUGUUGGGCGUCCUCAUCCACGUUGUUGGCGAUGCGAUCAACAACAUAGGUGUGAUUAUCUCGGCUGUGGUUAUAUGGAAAGCUGAAGGAGAGGGUCGGUAUUAUAUCGAUCCUGCAAUCAGUGUCUUCAUUGCCAUCAUGAUCUUCCUCACGGCAAUACCACUGACCAAAAGGAGCGGAACGACAAACCGUGUAUACCCGGGAAUCCCCUGUGCUGACAAGAGCCCGCAGAUCCCAGGCGUUGACUCAGUUCACGAACUGCACAUUUGGCGUCUCGACCAGCAUAAGUCAGUCGCUACGGCCCAUGUAGUUGUUGACGAUAGGACUGUUGAGAACUUCGGGGAAAAGGCCAAGGUCAUCAUGGAAUGUCUGCAUGCGUACGGUAUCCAUUCCGUCACGCUCCAGCCGGAGGUGCUGCCUCCAUGCGACAACGAGACAACGAUUGUUCGAAGCGUAUAUACCGACGGGGGACCGGCCCAGGUUAAGAAGCGGGUCAGGCAACGAUGUCAGCUCGUGUGUGGGAAGCUAUGUGACAGAAUGAGGUGCUGUGCGACGGUCAGUGCAAGCUGA
This is a messenger RNA of Purpureocillium lilacinum, 792 nucleotides long. NCBI's taxonomy places the organism in Eukaryota, Fungi, Ascomycota, Sordariomycetes, Hypocreales, Ophiocordycipitaceae. The record is from RefSeq and is a predicted model, not a curated record.